AGCGACUAUAUAACCGCAGGAAGCGGGCUGCAGUCCAUCAUUGCCUCCGACACGUCCAGAGCCGAGAGGAGGGUAGGAAAGAGACCUCCGAAUCGUAGCCCCCUCGGGCCAAACCCGGGACUGUUCUGGAGGGAGGAGAGAGAAAUAAUUGAUGGGGUGGUUCUCAAAGUAAGAGGGCAAAGAGUUGGCAACUUCGCCUCGCCGACGCCUUUCCCGCAUCUCCAGAGAACUUUGCCCCUCCAGCGUGCGUCCCCUCCAGCCUGCCAGUGCGGCCGGCAGCGCGCAAGAAAGGGAGAGGGGCAGGUCGCGGGUAUGAAUGGGGGCAGAUCCAUACGAGGCGAGUUGGUCGGCGGUCGCAAGGCGCGUGCAUGAAAAGAGCAGCUUCGGGGGAGAGACACAGCCGCGGGAACCUCGGAAGCUGCCUUCUGCAGUCAGAGCAUCCGUCCCAUGCAGCUGAAUGUUUGUCUGCGCCGAGAAGCGGCUCGACGCCUCUCCGUGGAUAGUCACGGCCCUACUUGGGCACGCUGGGGAUUGAACUCGACACCUUCUGCAUCAGGCAGGAGCAGGGCAGAUGGUCGGUCCUUCCCGUGCGUGAGCGCGCCCUGAACUGAACUGGAAGUGUGGCCAUAGCAGUUGCGGCGUGGAGAGGCUCCCUCGACGAGACCACAAUCCUCCUCCUCUCCAAGUUUCCCGCGGUCACUCUCAGCUGCUCUCCCCGCUGCUCAGCCUCGCUUGCACGACUCUAAGCCGGGAGAUCUCGUCGGGCGCUGCGGCUUCUGGGCGAUCCGUCCGCGGCUCAUAAGAAAAGGGCGAGACAGGAUCCGGUGGAACGGAGCGCUCAGACGAAACCAGCCGGGAAGAUUUCCCCGAGUCCUCCGCCCUUGCCUUGAGUCUUUGCCAAACCCCGGAGUUGUGGAUCGGCCGGCAAGAGUCUUUCCAAAGAAGCCACCUGGCUGCCUGCGAGUCACCAGGAUUUACCACGAGGCGAGAAGGAGGAGGAGUCCAGGCCAUGCGCCUCUCCCCGCCGCGAGCAACUUCUCCGCAAAACUUCUGCAAGGCGGCGCGCAACGCUCUCCUCCGGCCGUAGCGUUAGCUGCGCCGCUUUCCAAAGAAGCCAUGCAGCGUUGCUGGGCGCUGCCUUCGCGCCCGGCUUUGGCAGGAGCCUGGGAAGCGUUGCCCUCGAUCCCCGUGCGAUGAGCUUCGUCCGCUCAAGCUGGGGGUCGCCCUCGAUUGCCCUGCACGACCACCUCCCCCCGCCCGGAAAUCGGAGGUGGUGGGCGCCCCCCACCUCAACCCCCGAUAAGCGAGGAUGGAAGAGGAAGGGUGGCUGCCGCAGAAGAAUCAGUCUGCCCGGCUGGAAAGAGAAGAGGCGGGUCCCUAUCCCGUUUGGGUGGCGGCGCUCCUCGCUGUCGUCCUCAUUGUCACCAUCGCCGUGGACAUUCUGGGCAACCUGCUGGUGAUCCUAUCCGUGUACAAGAACAAGAGGCUGAGGAAAGCAGGGAAUGCCUUUGUGGUCAGCCUGGCUUUUGCAGACUUGCUGGUGGCUCUGUACCCCUACCCGCUGGCCCUGAUCGCCAUUUUCCACGACGAGUGGGUCAUGGGCUACCUCCACUGCCAGGUCAGCGGGUUCCUGAUGGGGAUGAGCGUCAUUGGCUCCAUCUUCAACAUCACCGGCAUCGCCCUGAACCGCUACUGCUAUAUUUGCCACAGCCUGAAGUACGACAAGGUCUUCUCCCUCGGCAACACACUGGGCUACGUGGGGGGCGUUUGGGCCCUCACCUUGCUGGCCAUCAUGCCAAACCUCUUUGUCGACUCCCUCAGGUACGACCCGCGGGUGUACUCUUGCACAUUUGCCCAGUCCGUCAGCUCCCUUUACACCAUUGCAGUGGUGGUGGUCCAUUUCUUCUUGCCCAUUGCCAUCGUCAGCUUCUGCUACCUGAGGAUCUGGGCCUUGGUGCUCCAGGUGCGGCGGCGAGUCAAGCCCGAUGUCCGGCCCAAAAUGAAGCCACACGACUUCCGGAACUUCCUCACCAUGUUUAUGGUCUUUGUGCUUUUCGCCAUCUGUUGGGCACCACUGAACUUUAUUGGUUUUGUCGUGGCUCUGAAGCCAGCGCUGGAGCCUUCCAUCCCUAAAUGGCUCUUCACGGGCAGUUACUUCAUGGCAUACUUUAACAGCUGCUUAAACGCCGUGAUUUAUGGAGCCCUGAAUCAUAAUUUCCGAAAGGAGUACAAGAAAAUCAUACUAACCCUUUGCCAGCUGGUUUGCAGAACUGACUGAAAGAAAUCCACCAAAGCUCAAAUGGGUUGGAGAGGUUGGGUCUCGGAUAGCAAAGUAAUCUGCAAAAGAGUUGUUUGUUACUUGCCUGCAACAGGAUACUCGAUGGUGGCUCACCGUGGCUUGUUCAAUGAGGUUUGAGAGUAGCACUUGAGAGCUGUGUUGGCAUAGCAAACAUCAGUUUCCUUAGAUCCUUCUCCCACCCACAACCUGCCCUGUUUUUCUUAUCAGUAAAAUCACCGUGGUGGCUGAUAA
This is a messenger RNA of Podarcis raffonei (Aeolian wall lizard), 2530 nucleotides long. RefSeq names its product melatonin receptor type 1A-like. Gene Ontology annotation, cellular component: membrane. NCBI's taxonomy places the organism in Eukaryota, Metazoa, Chordata, Lepidosauria, Squamata, Lacertidae. Gene Ontology annotation, biological process: G protein-coupled receptor signaling pathway. Gene Ontology annotation, molecular function: melatonin receptor activity. The transcript has 2 exons. The record is from RefSeq and is a predicted model, not a curated record. Bases 1310 to 2278 code for a protein of 322 amino acids.